GACAACGCGACGACCGCAGCAGCAAUAAUCAAAUCUUGCUUCGCAGUCUCCUUUGGGGUGUCGGAGCAGAGAAGCUUUCAAAGUUCGGAGCUUUAAUUUGAGAGUUUAGAAGAGGAUGUUCUACAGAGGUAAAUUUGCUGAUGGCGCUGAUGGGCGUGAAAUGGGUGCAAAACGUCAGCGGGUGAUUGAUCAGGGCCCUUCAUUCUUUGGAACAUCCCCAGGUUCAAGUUUCAUGUACAAUGCUCCUCCUCCUCCUUACACAUAUGUUAGCCAACCUCCACCUUUCCCUGUUGUCCGACUUCGUGGUCUUCCCUUUGAUUGCACAGAAGCAGAUGUCGCGGAGUUCUUCCGUGGAUUAGACAUAGUUGAUGUCCUUUUUGUCCAUAAAAGUGGAAAGUUCACUGGUGAAGCAUUUUGUGUGUUAGCAUAUCCUCUCCAGGUUGAUUUUGCCCUUCAAAAGAAUAGGCAAAAUAUUGGCAGGAGAUAUGUAGAAGUUUUCAGAAGCAAGAGGCAGGAAUAUUACAAGGCAAUUGCAAAUGAAGUAUCAGAAACUCGUAGUGGUUCUCCUCGCAGGAGUAUCCCAAGAGCUAAAUCAUAUGAUGAGGGGAAGGAGUCAGCUGAACAUACAGGAAUAUUGCGAUUAAGGGGGUUGCCGUUUUCAGCAGGCAAAGAUGAUAUAGUGGAGUUCUUUAAAGAUUUUGUGCUAGCAGAAGAGGCAAUUCAUAUAAUAAUGAAUUCAGAGGGUAGGCCAAGUGGAGAAGCAUAUGUGGAGUUUGCCAGUGCAGAAGAUUCAAAAGCUGCUAUGGCUAAGGAUAGGAUGACACUUGGGAGUCGUUAUAUUGAGUUGUUUCCUUCAUCCACUGAGGAGAUGGAUGAGGCCAUUGCAAGAGGACGGUGACCCUUCCUUACAAUAGGUUUGCUAUUUAUUUGCUAGUCUGUACUUGUCAUGAUUUCUAAUUUCAUCACAUUCUUAUGGAAUUUUGAUUUUCUAGUUUCUUUUUUUCUUUUUUGAGUUAAUAGUUAUACCCUUAGUGGUUGUUAGGGAGCCUUUUGUUAUGUGUUGUGAGUUAAGUAUAAGGAGCUAUGAAUGGUGGUCAGACUCUUUAAUUAUCUCUCUUGUCAAAUCUUUUAAGUGCUUGAUUAAUUACAGCUCAUGAACAAACUCUCGUUGCAAUUGUAUGGAUCUGAUAGAAAAAGGGUCUGUGUAUUACAUCAAUUUUUUUUUUUCCUUUUGCAUUGGAUGGUAAAAUAGGCAGCAGUUGGCUUUGAUUUGCUGAGUGUAGCUUUGCCACAUUGAUCUAAGUUAUGUACUAGUCCAAUUCUGUAAAAUAGACCAUAAUGAUUGUA
Molecule: messenger RNA, 1347 nt
Organism: Rubroshorea leprosula
Lineage: Eukaryota; Viridiplantae; Streptophyta; Magnoliopsida; Malvales; Dipterocarpaceae
Source: the annotation of a GenBank genome assembly